Messenger RNA from Myotis daubentonii (Daubenton's bat), 549 nucleotides. RefSeq names its product ferritin heavy chain-like. Gene Ontology annotation, biological process: intracellular iron ion homeostasis; iron ion transport. The record is from RefSeq and is a predicted model, not a curated record. Gene Ontology annotation, molecular function: ferric iron binding; ferrous iron binding. Gene Ontology annotation, cellular component: cytoplasm. NCBI's taxonomy places the organism in Eukaryota, Metazoa, Chordata, Mammalia, Chiroptera, Vespertilionidae.
AUGGCCACUCCUCCGCCCUCCUCUGAGCGCCAGAGCUACCAUCCAGACUGCGAGGCCGCCAUCAACCACCAGAUCAGCCUGGAGCUCUAUGCGGCCUCCGUGUACACCACCAUGGCCAGCUACUUCCAGAGGCCCGACCGGGCCUGGCAGCAGGGCUCCCAGUACUUCCAGAAGAUGGCCUUCAAUAAGAGGGAGCAGGCGGAGCGGCUGCUGUGGCUGCAGAGCCAGCGCGGGGGCCGGCUCCUACUGGAGGACGUCCCCUGGCCGCAGCAGCACGAGUGGGACAGCAGCCUGAUGGCCCUGGAGCUGGCCAUGCUCCUGGCGAAGAGAGUGGACCAGGGCCUGCGGCACCUGCACCGCCUGGCCACCCACCGGGAGGACGCCCACCUGUGCGAGUUCCUGGAGAGCCACUGCCUGCACCCACAGGCCGCCUUCCUCCAGGAGCUGGGCGACCACAUCAGCCAGCUGCGCCAGAUGCAGGCCCCCGAGACCGGCCUGGAGGAGGACCUGCUCCACAAGCUCACCCUGGGCGACAGAGAGGAGCACUGA